AUGGUCGCGUACCACUUUGCUGCCUUGGACUCCAGCUCGUACUGCAGUUCCAGUAUGUCCGUCAAGCUCACCUCAGCUUCCAACAACGUCAACUGUUGUGAUCCCCCCGUCACUCCAGCAAUGGAAACAGGUUCUGUCCCCACGUGUUCCGAUGGCAUUAAGUUUCUGCAGUCGGGUUUCCACUGCUGCAAUUCUGGCAUGAGUUGGGCCAUGCACAGCAUCUGCAACAUCAAGGCAGAGCCACAAGCAGAGCUGCCUGAAGCUCAGAUUGACAUGGCAGUGAAGAGGAGGAAUGAAGACAUCCAAGAGGAGAAGAAUCUCCCUAUGCAGAGGGACAGUCAACAAAAACAGGUGGAAGUGUCGCCAUCCUACCUGGCAGCCUGCAGAGAGUUCCAGCAAAUGACGGGCAACCAAGAGCCCCGAAGCUGGCAUGAGGCCCAGGAACUGUACCAUCCAGAGAUGCUGCAGGAGAAGCACGUCCCGAGGAAGGUGCAGAAAAACAGAAUUUCGUGGCAGGAGAUCUACACCAACUCUGACAGUGAAGCUGCUGCAGCAGCGCCGUCCCAAGGAGCCUUUGCUCCCCAGCCGAAGACGUGGAGCCUGAGCACUUGGUUCACCUCCUGUGCUGACCCAGCUGCUGCUCUGCAACUGGAAAUGGCGGGUGACUCCCUGGAGCAGCACAGGAGAAUGAUGAAGAUGGAAAAUCCUAUCAUCAGAUACAUUGAACUGGAAAAUAUUGGCAGUGGGAGUUUUGGAGAGGUUUUUAAAGCACUCGACACUGCCACAGGAGGAGAGGUGGCCAUCAAGAAAAUAAAUCUUCAAGGACCGAGGAGGAUGGAACGAAGCGUUAAUGAAAUCCAAAUCAUGAAGAGGUACAGGAGUCCCAAUUUUGUGAAUUACUUAGACAGCUACCUUGUGGGUGAGGAACUCUGGCUGAUUAUGGAGUACAUGGAUGGAGGCACUCUGAGAGAUGUCAUCAAUGAGUGUGACAUCUUUGAAAGCCACAUUGCAGCCAUCAGCCGGGAGUGCCUGCAAGGACUGCAUUUUCUUCACUCCAACCAUGUGAUCCAUAGAGAUAUGAAGAGUGACAACAUCCUUCUCAGAACCGACGGUUCUGUCAAGCUGGGUGAUUUUGGCCUCUCUACUCAGCUCAGCCCUGAGCAGAGCAGACGGUGCUCGGUAGUCGGGACUCCUUGGUGGCUGGCGCCUGAAGUCAUCACAGGCCAACCAUAUGGUCCCAAAGUGGACAUAUGGUCAUUCGGAAUUGUGGGGAUUGAAAUGAGAGAACAAGAACCUCCCUACUGGAACCAAAGUCCCAUCACGGCUACACAACUGAUAGCCACAGUAGGGACCCCACGGCUGCGGCAGCCCAAGCGAUUCUCGCCUUGCCUGCGUGACUUCCUGAGCUGCUGCCUGCAGACAGACGAGGAGCAGCGCUGGUCUGCCAGGGAGCUCCUGCAGCAUCCAUUUAUAGAAUUUGCUGAGCCUGCGUCCAGCCUGGUGCCGCUGAUUGUUUCAGUGAAGAAGAGGGUGACGAGAAUGUGACAAUUACAUCAGGACCAUUUACUCGUCAACCAGUUUAGAGUAGGAUUGUAGGGUAGGAUUAGGAUUAGGAUAAGGAUAAGGAUUAGGAUUAGGGUUAAGGUUAGGGUUAGAGUAGGAUUGUCUAAUAGGACUGCAGAGUAGGAUUGGAAAUGAAUACAGUUUCUAAAACCACAACUCACCUUGAAGAUUCCCUUCCUUCUCACUCUGCGAAUAUGCUCAAGAAUUUCUUCUGAAUUGUCUGUUGUUUCUUAAAGGUGGAAAGUGACACGGUGUCUUUGGCAUGGUGUGAAAGUGGGGAAGAAGGAUGUUCUUCAUUCAUCCUCUCCAGACCACACAGCUUUUGGAAUCUGGCCCACUGGUCUGUUUUUGGCCAGCUUUGGUAUUUCUAUUUGAGGCAGAAAGGGCAAUGGCAUUUGAAGGCAAACCCAAAAGAAUGAGGACGCCCAACACCCUGUGCAGAUGCAGGCCUUCAGCUGUGACUGGAGAGCAUUGGUGUUCCUGCCAUAUGGAUUUGUAUCCCGAAAAGCAAUAAUCUCUUUGGCUGGAGG
Molecule: messenger RNA, 2093 nt
Organism: Zonotrichia leucophrys gambelii
Lineage: Eukaryota; Metazoa; Chordata; Aves; Passeriformes; Passerellidae
Product: serine/threonine-protein kinase PAK 3-like
Exons: 14
Coding region: 1-1545 (514 amino acids)
Biological process (GO): protein phosphorylation; regulation of MAPK cascade; intracellular signal transduction
Cellular component (GO): cytoplasm
Molecular function (GO): ATP binding; protein serine/threonine kinase activity
Source: RefSeq, a predicted model, not a curated record